UCAUGCUCAUGGUGAUCGUGAUCGGUUGCUCUAGCUGCUAUUUCCCCCUCCCCCCUUUUUUUUAGUUUCGCAGAGCAUAUGGCUUGAGUAAGAAUUUUUAGCAAGUUACCUCUGCAAGUGCAGAACGAGCAGAAUGUAUGUUCCGGAAAAUCACAUCUACAUCAUCGCCGGGGAGGUAGCGGUCAUAACAGCCGCCUUGAGACGGAGCAAUACUGGACAGAGCAAUCAGGCGGAAGAACAUGAAGCCCUUAAUCGCAGUUUUUCCAACUUGAAAGACGCUCUGGGGCGCUCCACUGAUAUUUCAGACAUCGAGCCAAGCGUUUAUUUCGGACCUUUUUUGGAAGCCAUACGCUCAGAUGACACUAGUGGCAUUGUGACUGGCCAAGCUCUUGCGUCAGUAAACAAAUUCCUCUCCUAUGGUCUUUUAGAUCACAGAUUGGAGUCAUCAGCAUCUGCAGCUGAAAGCAUAGCAGAUGCCGUUACACAUGCUCGUUUCAUGGGCAUUGACCCUGCAUCAGACGAAGUGGUGCUCAUGAAAAUACUGCUUGUGCUGCGAUCUCUUUUUCUAUCACACGUUGGUGCAUUGCUUUCAAAUGAGUCCGUCUGUGAAAUGAUGCAAUCUUGUAUUCGCAUCUGCUUCGAGACAAGGCUCAGUGAGUUACUGCGUAAGUCAGCAGAACAGGCCCUCAUGGACAUGGUGCAGUUACUUUUUUCUCGCCUUCCACAGUUUUCUGAAGUUGCUAAAGGAGGUUGUUCGAAGAAGUUGAAAAUGAGGGCAAGUGGCAUGGAUAACUCAAGAAGUACCAGGAAACGUCGAUCUCCUGUGCCCAAGCAUAGAAAAAUUCCUAGAGAGCCUGAUUCUCAAGUACAGCAACAAGCACCUUCCUUUUCUCAGCCAGUUGGAAAUGUGGCAUCACAGCCACAUACUCCUACAUCAGAGGAACAGCAGCCUGUAGGAGAAGCUACAGGAUCAGGGGCAGGGAAAGCCCCUUUGCCUGGGACAAUUGCUGAACCAGAAGUGCCAGCUGCUCCUGACUCGAGCCUUGAAUCUGGCCCUCUAACAGGGGUCAUUCACCUCUCGGAUUCAGUGUCAUCAAUUGUAGACCUAGAUGCCAAUCAGGCAGACUCUUCAAAUUGUGUGCAGGAGGGUUUGGAAGGUGCCCUGUCUAUGAGUCAAGAACUGACUGGGAGUGAGUACAACCUUGUUGUACAGGAGCCAUCAAGCUUGGAAACCAGCAUUGAGAAGGAAACCACAGGAACAGUUGUCACGAUGGGUGGCACUGGAGACAAUGACUAUGUGAAUCCACAUGGUGUGCGUUUCACAGCAUUGCAUGGUAGUCGUGAAGGAGCAGGUCCCGUAGUGCCCUACGGGCUGCCAUGUGUGUGGGAGCUGCUGCGUUUCCUUGCCAGCCUGCUGUAUGUGCCUGAGGCAGUGGGCCACAGCCAGCAGCAGCAGCAGAGCCUUGAGAUGAUGAUCCACUCAGGCCUCAACCUGCUUGCUGUAGCUCUGGAAAGUGGUGCCGACCACAUCAGCUCCUUUCCCUCCUUGCUCAGCCUGGUCAAGGAUGAUGUCUGUCGAAAUCUGCUCAUGCUCUUAAAUUCAUCUCGUCUUUCCAUUUUUGUGUCCUCUUUACGUGUAAGCUUCUUGCUUUUCGAAGCACUUCGUACUCACCUCAAGUUCCAACUGGAGAUGUAUCUCACCAAGCUUAUGGAACUGAUUGUGAGUGAGUCAACUACUGUGACAAGGGAUCAAAAGGAGCUGACUGUAGAAGCUGUGUUGCAAUUUUGGAGGAUACCAGGCCUUAUCACUGAGCUGUACCUCAACUAUGACUGUGACCUUUUUUGCUCCAAUUUGUUUGAAGAUCUCACGAAAGUACUGUCAAAGAAUGCUUUUCCUGUGGCAGGUCUGCAGCCUAUCCACCUCCUCUCACUAGAUGCUUUGCUUGCUGUGAUUGACAGCAUAGAAACACGGUGUCACUUUCGCAUGUUGAGUGAAAGCCAGGCUGCUCGUGGUGGAGCGAUAUCAGGGUCGCUGCUUGAUGGUGAUGGUGAGGGCUACCACUGUGAGCAAACUGUGCCAUUGGAUCAGUGUCACGUCUCUCCCUUUGGGUACCAACUGGGCCAGCAGUUGGUUCAUGGUCAGGAUGGGGCUCCUCAAAGUCUCACUUCUGGAAUGAAGCCUCACUUUAGAAGCUCUGUCUUCAUGCGACCAAAUCGCAAGUCCAUUUCUGAAAACAUCCCAUCUCACGAAGAGCUGAUGGCCAUCAAGCACAAGAAAAAGCUUCUGGCAUCGGGCACAGAGCACUUCAAUGGCCGACCCAGUAAGGGUAUUGAGUUCCUCCAAGAGCAUGGAUUGCUAAGUGAUCCCUUGGAUCCCAAUGAAGUAGCCUUAUUCCUAAGGGACAACUCACAGUUGGAUAAAAAGAAAAUUGGUGAAUACAUAGCCAACCGGAAAAACCUCAAGGUGCUUGAUGCCUUUGUCAAGUCCUUCAACUUUGCCAAUACAAGAAUUGAUGAAGCUCUCAGAAUGUACCUUGAGACAUUCAGGCUGCCUGGGGAAGCACCGCUCAUAUCCUUGCUGUUGGAGCAUUUUGCAGAGCACUGGCAUAAGAGUAUGAAUGAACCAUUUGCCAACAGUGAUGCUGCAUUUACUCUGGCCUAUGCUGUAAUUAUGUUGAACAUGGACCAGCACAAUCAUAAUGUCAAGAAGCAAAACAUCCCCAUGACUGUCGAGGACUUCAAGAAAAAUCUAAAUGGUGUGAAUGGCGGCAAUGACUUUGAUAAAGACAUGCUUGAAGAAGUAUACAACGCAAUCAGAAAUGAAGAGAUAGUGAUGCCUGCAGAACAGACGGGACUAGUCAGAGAAAACUACCUCUGGAAAGUGUUGUUGCGGAGGGGUGCAGGUAAAGCAGGCCACUUUAUGCAUGCACCUAAUGGACUACUCGACCACGACCUCUUCACACUAGUUUGGGGCCCUACAGUGGCUGCGCUUGCCUCUGUGCUUGAUCGAGCCCCCUGUGAAUCACUUGUGCUGCAGCGAGCCUUAGGUGGAUACCGCAAGUGUGCUAUGGUGGCUGCGCACUAUGCCAUGAGUGACGUGUUUGACAACCUUGUCAUCUCUCUCUGCAAGUUCACUGCGCUGAGCACUGCUGAGAGCCCUGAGACAGUGCCUGGGGUACUGGGAAACAGUCAGAAAGCACAGCUGGUGGCCAAGAUGGUGUUUGGGCUGGCCCAAAGACAUGGCCACAUUCUCCGUGAUGGCUGGAAGAACCUUGUUGACUGUCUGCUGCAACUGUACAAAGCCAAGCUGCUGCCUCAAGCACUAGUCACUGCAGAGGACUUUGUGGACCCCUCUGGAGAAGUUUCUUUGGUUCGUGCUGAAGAAGGCCAAAAUACUGGGCUAGGUCAACAGCAGCAGAACUUCUUCAGCUCAGUUUACUCGUACCUGACUGAAGGCAGCCAGCGUGGACCAAACCCAGAGGAUGUGCGUGCACGAGAGGCUGCCCUUGCAUGUGUGGCCAACUGCCAGCCAGAACUCUUGGUGUCUGAAUCCAAGUUUCUUCGAGAGGAUGCUUUACAAGAACUGGUCAAGGCACUGAUAUAUACCUGCCAUGGUCCAGAGAGCCAUUCGUCCAUGUCCGGUGGCUAUGAUGAGCAUUCAACAGUGUUUCUGUUGGAGCUACUAAUCAAGGUUGUGCUGCAAAACAAGGAUCGUGUGGGGCCCAUCUGGACUGCUGUGCGAGACCAUCUGUACACCUUGGUCAUGGGUGCAAGUGCCAGCGACUAUCGGUUCCUGCUUGAGCGUGCAGUCGUCGGCAUCUUGCGCUUGGCCAUCAGGCUCAUUCGUCGUGAGGAGAUGACCUCUCAGGUUCUGGGCUCACUGAAGCUACUGCUACUACUUCGGCCAGCAACACUGCAGCAGGUGUGCAGCCAAGUGGCAUGUGCCCUACAGGAGUUGCUGCGCACGAGUGCAACAUGUGUGCAGGCACCCUCAGACUGGGCUACCCUGUUUGUGCUCAUGGCCUGUGUGGGUGCAGGCCUCAAGCCCCAGACAGCACAGACCCUUCACCGGCCACCAGCCUUCCACAGAUCCAUGACUUCAGUGGCUGACAGCACUGCUGCUUCUGUGGGUGCCCAAUCAGACAGUGAGCUGUCACGGGCUGUUCAUGGACGUCAAGAGGCUCCUCUUGACCGGGGUUACACAUCAGACAGUGAGCUGUACCAGCACCAGUCAGCUAAUGGAGACACUGCCCGUGCACCUGUCUACCUGGAUGAUUCACCCAGGGGUGCAUUGGACUCAGCGGCCGGUGGUUGGAUAUUGGUCAGCGGUGGGGGUGCCGAAGAAGAGCGUAGUCAUAGCGCUGCCCCCGUAAACCAGUUCUCCAUCAGCUUGGCCUGUGAGCUGCUCCCCCACGACCCCUUUGCAUUGGCCAAGUGCUGUGAGUGCUUGGCCUUUCUGGUUCGUGAUUUGGCCCACAUCACUCCAAACAACCUGCACGGCUGCAUCCAGUGCAUACGCGUCUUUGUCGAGGCCAGCCUUCAUGGAGGACACAACUGGGUUAAGAAAAAUGCGAAGCCGCGAGAAACCAAACGAAUCACUAAGGUUCAGGCGAGGCGCAGAGAGGAGGCACUGCAUCGCAGAAGCCAGCAGCAUAGCCUUGGCUACGAAGCUGAUGAUGAGGACCGCUUGGAGGGAGCAUCUUCCGAGUACCAACAUGUGUCUCUUCAGCUUUUGGACCUGAUGCAUACUUUGCACACAAGGGCAGCCUCAAUAUUGCAACCAGGGGACCUGGUUCCUGAACUUGUUUUAUCCUCCACUGGUCUGCCAGUUUCAGGAGAUCUAAGCAGGCUGGCAAGGGGCAGUCAGCACCCAACUCUUUGGAAUUUGUGCUGGUGUCCACUGUUGCAAGGCAUUGCACGUCUGUGCUGCGAUACCCGAAGAAACAUCCGCACAUCAGCACUGACCUACCUGCAGCGUGCUCUGCUGGUUCACGACCUUCAGGCGUUGUCAGCCGCAGAGUGGGAAGCUUGUUUCAACAAGGUUCUCUUUCCCCUCUUGUCCAAGCUGAUGGAGAAUGUAAGUCCUCAUGACCCAGUUGGAAUGGAAGAGACUAGGAUGAGAGGUGCUACUCUUCUAUGCAAAGUAUUUUUGCAACAUUUGAACCCAUUGCUGUCCUUGCCCACCUUUACUGCCUUGUGGUUGACAAUCUUGGAUUUUAUGGACAAGUACAUGCAUGCUGAGGACAGCGACCUUCUGAGUGAAGCUAUUCCAGAGUCUCUAAAGAACAUGCUGCUGGUCAUGGACACAGCAGGAGUUUUCCAAGCUGCUGCUGGAGAGGAACUUGAGAACUCCUCCACGGGUUACACUCAGCUCUGGACAGUCACAUGGGACCGCAUUGACAGCUUUCUGCCUCGUCUGAAAGAGGAAGUGUUCAAGCCACUACCUCGCCCAUCGACUCCUCCUGCUUCACUGCCAGUCAUUCCAUCAGAGGAUGCUGUGCUUGAAAGCAACUGUUCUGCUGACCAGGCUGUCCGAACAACUCGGGAGGAGGACUCUUAUGAGCUUGUCUCUGUUAUGGUGGAAGAGCCAGGCAUUGCAGAACGAAGACCCUCCAGUGCCAGUGUAGGAAGCGAGGGCAGCAGCAUGACUUUGGGGUCAAGCAAAGCGGGCUUAGCCAGCAGCAUGGCAUUUCCCGACAUACCAGUUGGUCCUGUAGGAGCUUCUGGGGCUCCGGUGCCCCCACCCCACUCAGUGAUUCUGCAUCCGCCAUCACUGUCACCGCCACCUGUGCUCCCCACAGCCGUACCUCAGACGGCAACACCUGUGCCACUGGUCAUUGACCCAAUUGUCUUUUCUGAGCAGCAUCAUUCAGUCUUUGCACCUAGCCAGAACCCUGUCAAGUCAGCGGAUCGGUGAGGAUCAUGCUCCAGCUGAGUGAAGUUUUUACAUUUGCAUUGCUGCUCUGCUUCCAAAUGAGUUUCUCAAGGAGAAUCAAAAGGUUGUAUAUAGUUAUACUAAUAAAAUCUACUAGGCUGAAUGUGGCACCUUCUGGA
Dermacentor andersoni is the source of this 6054-nucleotide messenger RNA. It is a transcript of the gene garz, whose product is annotated as Sec7 domain-containing protein garz. NCBI's taxonomy places the organism in Eukaryota, Metazoa, Arthropoda, Arachnida, Ixodida, Ixodidae. Gene Ontology annotation, biological process: regulation of ARF protein signal transduction. Gene Ontology annotation, molecular function: guanyl-nucleotide exchange factor activity. The record is from RefSeq and is a predicted model, not a curated record.